Messenger RNA from Macrobrachium nipponense, 7079 nucleotides. RefSeq names its product putative glutathione-specific gamma-glutamylcyclotransferase 2. The record is from RefSeq and is a predicted model, not a curated record. NCBI's taxonomy places the organism in Eukaryota, Metazoa, Arthropoda, Malacostraca, Decapoda, Palaemonidae. Gene Ontology annotation, cellular component: cytoplasm. The transcript is spliced from 5 exons. Gene Ontology annotation, biological process: glutathione catabolic process. Gene Ontology annotation, molecular function: glutathione specific gamma-glutamylcyclotransferase activity; gamma-glutamylcyclotransferase activity. Bases 1 to 642 code for a protein of 213 amino acids.
AUGUUAUUAGCCAAGCACUGUGAAACCAGAAUGCCGUUAACCGAUACCACCAACAAGCGAGGACUGUCUGUAAGUGGAACUGACUUAUUGCCUGGAAGAGUGGUGACACUUAUACCAUCAGAUGACCCAGAGGAGAAAGUCUGGGGUGUAUCUUAUGAAAUUGGGGAAUCAGAUCUCAAGCAGGUUUUGGCCCAUCUAGAUCACCGUGAAAAGGAUGGUUACCAGCGCACACCGGUUAUGUUCUACCCUCAAGACCCUUCUGUAUCUCCAUGGGAACUUAUAAUUUAUCUAGGUUUGGAAAACAAUCCAUUUUAUGCAGGACCAACAGAUGAGGACACUGUAGCUGAAAUCAUUGCUUCUGCAUCAGGGCCAAGUGGAUCCAAUUCAGAAUAUCUUUUUCAGUUAGCAGAAACUAUGAAAAAUAUGGGUAUAUGUGAUCCUCAUCUCACAAGUAUUGAACAUAGAGUAAGAAGCAUCUUAGGCCUCGUCAGCAUGUGCCCAGGCAUUCAGGGAUUUCUGUGCUCCAGGCUUUUGGCUGCCACCAUUACAGAUCCCCAUACUACAUGCAGUAGGUGCCAAUCUAAUUUUUGUACCGUCAGUAAUCCUGGCCUUGAAUGUCGUUCCUGGCCUGUGUUGCAGUGAAGGGCAUUUUACAAGAAGAGGGAGCAUAGUAGAGUUUCUACUUGUCCCUCUUGGGAAGUUUUUGCUUCCUCAUUUGGACGGUUCAGCAUCCCCUUCUUCCUGAAGUGUUCCCUCUGUGUCGGUUGUACCACGGUCUCCUUCCUUUUCUUCCCUCAAUUCAUCAUUGGAAGUAUUGAGAUUUGCACAGGAUGAGAUUAUGUUUAAUGCAGUCUCCUCUCCUGUGGACAUGCAAUGAACCACAAACAUGGAUGUCGGAUGAGUAUAAGGACGAGUGAAGACACACGUAAACGAUUGUCUGAUGUAGAAUGAUCUAUGAGUGAACAUAAGGGAGAAGACCACCCUUACCUAGAUGUCUCUCAACCCUUCACUCUGGAAGAAACCUGACUUUGGAAGAUGAACGGUGAGAAUAGGACCUUCAUCACUUACACUACUGUGCGACGAAACAUGUACAUGGCUAUGAUAAGUAGAACGUUCCAAGUGGGAACGUCAUGGAGAAGAUCACUGCCUAAAAGUCAAUCAACCACGUACAUGACCUUGAUCACCUUUGCCUGCCCCACAUCGGAGCUGCCUCAUCAUGCGACAAACUUUAACCGAAGAAUCACCCUGGAACAUGUUCAUGUACUAGAAGGGAAGAGACACAUCCAUGCUGGGAAGAUUUGAGAUACUAGGCUAACACUUCCAUGAUCGCGAACACGUACGUGUAAGGGAGACACGGUUGUGUAGGAAAGCUGCGAAGCACUCUCUAUCACUUGCAACACCUCCAUCAUCACAGCGGCCUCAGUGGCGUGGUUCGUAUGGUCUUUGCCUAUCACCUCGGUGGCCGCGAGUUCAAUUCUCGGCCAUUCCACUAAGGGGUUAGAGAUGUGUAUUCCUAGUGAUAGAAGUUCGCUCUCUAAGUGGUUCGGAAGUCACGUAAAGCCAUUGGUCCUGUUGCUGAAUAACCACUGGUUCCAUGCAACAUAAAAACACCAUACAAACAAACAAACCACCAUGGUCACGAACACGCAUGUGUAGAGAAAAUGGCAAACCCUCCUUUGUCUCCUAUCAUCACGAACACGUAUGUGCAAGGGGGAGACAUGGCCGUGUAUAGAAAUUGGCAAAUCACUCUUCCCACCAGCAUGUACACAUAUGUAUAAAUGACACACAUGACUGUCUAGAGAAGUCGGCAAAUCACUCUUCUCCCCACCAGCACGUACACGUACGUAUAAGGGAGAGGUGUGGCCGUGUAGAGAAGUCGGCGAGUCACUCCUCUCACCUGCACAUACACAUACGUGUAAGGGGAGACACAGCUUUGUCGAGAAGACUCGCAGAAAAUGACGCUAAAAAGUCCAUAAUCCUCUGUUUGACUCAAGGGCGAGGAGAAGACAGAGAUGAAGCAGGAAGAGAUGUUGAAGGGAGCUUCCCUCUACGAUGUCUCUUGCUAGAAGGGGAAGGGGAAGAAUCACUCCUUCUACGACUUAUCUUGCCAGAGAGAGCAAAAUACUUCUCUCGAAAAAGAGUCCAGCCUCUCAAACAUAGCUUGAAACAACAUCUCCGAUGGCUACGUGUGAGGAAGAGAAGACAUCAUAGGUGAAUGAGAUGACGUCACAGCAAUGUAAGAAAGAGACAUCAACAAGCUGGUACAAUUUUUUUCACAUGACAAAAGCGUACAAAGUCAUAUGUCAUAGGGAGACCAUAUCCACACAUUAGAAAAGCAGUCUGUAAUGUUGGUAUCCCUGCAUGAUGCCGCAGUAAUGUCAGCGAGCAAGAAGGAGCUCCGAUGUCAGCAAGUAACAUAACGUCGACAGCACUGUCCAAAUUCUCUCUCUGCAUAGCACCAACAAGCAUACUAAAAUUAGUGAAGUGGCAUCUCUGUCAGAGGGAAGCAAAGCAGAGGUGCUAUCAAGUUCUGAGCGGAACGCUGCCACUGCCAGACUUCCAAAAGCAGGGCUGACAACUGGACAACUGAAGACCCUGUAAGAAACAAAUAACACGCUCUCUCCCUCAGGAAAGAAUAUUUCUACCCUAUGAGAGCAAAAAGAAUCAUAUUAUCUGUAAGGAUAAAGGGAAGGAAGGGAGAGAGCCGUACGGCCCAUGGCCUUUCCCCCACCAACAUGAGAGAAAAUUCAUUGGCACCUGUGACUGGUCCUGCAAGCAGAUGGGAAGAACACAAUCAUACACCACUAAAAAUUAUUGUUUUAGUAGUAUAGAAAUAUAGUGCAACUAUGCUAUCAUUUUGUUAUCACCUCAGGUUUGUUAGCUAUUAAAAAUACAAAUUUAUUAAAAAUUUGUCAUAUUUGUACUUUAACCUAAUUAAAAAUUCAUUUAUGAAACAUUUUAUCAAAAUUAGGGAUAAUCUUAUUUUCUGUCAACACAAAUUACUGAGGAAAAAUGAUAAAAAAUAUUACAUUUAACAGUUGUAUUGGCUACAAUGACAUUUGAAUUUGAUACUGCUUUAAAAGUUCCCUUUAAUAUAUUAAUACAUUAACUAAUGCUUAAUAUAUUAACUAAUGCAAUAAUCACAAACAACUGAGUCACUAUAAUGUACUCUAUCUAGCAGUAUAAAUGCUUCUAAAUUUUCAACUACACAAAGAUUUACAAAGAAAAAUAAUAUACUAAUGUCUUACAAUUAAAAAGUAUUACUCAAAAGUAGACCACAUGAAGGUUUCUAACACAAGUUUUUUUUGUAAAAGUCAGAUCAAAGGCAUUAUAAAUCAUCUUCAGUAUUCAGGAAUUAUAAUGGCAAAGCAUGAAGUACUUAUGUCGCUAUUUAUAUUUGAAAAGGCAACAGUAUAGUUUAUCUGCUUUUAUUUCUGGUAGAGCUUAAGAAAUCACUAUAAAAAUAAUGUGCGUCUUAAAGUGCUAUGUUGACAUUUUAAAGAACACAGACGUUUGAUAAAACUUCACAACACUAAGUACUUGAGACAAGAAGUUGUGUUGAAUGAAAAUUUUCAGCAAAUUAUAAACAAAAUUACAAAUAUAUUUAUACAAGAUCUGUUUUCUGCUGUACUACUUUGCCACAGGCCCAACAACAAACAUUUCAAACUCAUUGGAAACAUAUCCCUUGAGUUGAGCAGAAUAUAUAUUAGCUUACUAAAUAGCCCUGGACUGUACAGUAGUUUCUGCUCAUUUUUCCAUAUCAUAAAAUUUUACAAUAUUAACCUACACUUGUUGGAAGAGAUUUAUAUAGCAUGCUACUUCAUGGAGGUAAUCAUAAAGUUAACUAAUCUAUCAGAACUGUCUCUAAACUACAAAUUUGUGGUCCAAGUUUUGAUUUCCUUUGACAAAAUGCUAUGAUGUAGCACCAUCCCUUACAGUCUCAUAAUGGAAGAAAACAAAGAUAUAUAUCACAGCUCACAAUCUCCUUUAUUGUAAAGGAGGGAACCCCAGGAAGAUUCUAAACUUUCAACAUAUGGCACUGGUAUUCUGGCCAUAUAUCCUGCUCUUCCAUCUACUACCAUUAUAUUGCUCACUAGAACAUGAGCUAGAAUUACAGUCAUAUUACAAUCCUGAGUGCAUAUAAAUCAAAGUUUGAACUUAUAAGGCAAAUAUGUUGGAAUGCUAGUCACUUUAAGCAGAACAGAGGUCUUAUGAAUUAUCAGCACUGUCCGUUACAUAACAUUGUGAGAAAAAGAUCUUACAUCUCUGGUAUAAGUGAUUUUAGUACAGACUGAAUGGUAUCUAAUGUUAAACUGACACUUUCUAAACAUUAUCCUUAUUAGUGUUCAAAUUCACCACCUUUGGAUCAAAGAUACCAAAGGACUCAUAAAUGCUUUGAAAUCUUUCUGUGUUUUUUUACACUACCACUGCAAAAAGAACUGGGAUUAAAAGGUACUACUGCAGAAAUUCCAGAAAAUACAUAAUUGUUAUAGCCCCUACAACACACUGAGUUGUCUCUCGAGUGAUAUGAAAACUUCAUUGCCUAAGUUUAAACCUUUCAUAAAUGCCACAUCAGAAGAUACAAACAGCAAAGUGAAUUACAGAAAAUACAAAAGUGAAAUGGUAGCAUUGGAAUUACACAACAGUAACCUCUACCUGCAUUUGAAAAAUUCCAUUGUAACAAUGCUAUUUUUUCUUUCAACUUGAUAGUUCUUGUACAGAAUCUUGCUCAAGGCUUACUUUACAAAUUUCCAUUACCAAAGUAUACAAAGACAGGAUUAUUUGAAGAGAAAAAAGUUAAUUUAUAGCUGUCUGAUACCUUACAAAUACUAAGCACUCAAUCAACUACUGAUCUUGAGACAACUAUAAGUGACUUGAAAAGAUGACUGGGGCAUUACAAUCCCCUUGUCCCUUAAAGGAAGAUCAUGGAUUUAUUAUUUUCAAAUUAUAAUUGUGAAACACUUUAAUAAUUUGGCCAUGUGUUUUAAGGGUGUCUAGUUACUGUAUACCUGUCAACCAAGAAAUGCCUUGGAAAAAAUUUUGUUUAGAGUAUAUAAAGAAAAUAAAAAAUACAAAAUGUUUAAAAUUUUAUAAUUUGCUGACACUACUGAAGUAAGAAAAAAUGUAUCGACCAUCAAAAAGCCAAAAUAUGCUUCAAAGAAUGGUAUAAGGAACUAAUGAUUGAAAAUUAAAAUAUUCACUCACAUGUGUGUUAACAAAACUAUAAAUGGAAAACUUGUAGGUAAUUUAAAAGGGUGAAGCCAAGUUUACAGAAAACAAAAUAUUUAGCAAUAACCAAAGGAGCUAGCUUUAUUAUGUACUGAAACUACUUAAAAAAGCAAGAGAUUGUGGUAUCAGUACAUACUGUACAUUGUAUAUUAUUCAAAAUGAAGACCUUUCUUGUAUGUUUAUAUAAAUCAAAAUGACUUCUCUUGUAUGUUAAGUUCAUUUCUACAGCUAUCAGUUACCAACACCACUACAUAUAUGACAGAACAGAUUAAAAACAAAGUUGUAGGAAGAGUUUAGUGACAGAAUCAGACUUGAAAAAGGACUUUGAAUAUUCACUAUACUCUGGGUUUUUUUUUUUUCAUCUGUCCAUCCGCCUGUGGUGUUUGCGCAUGGUAACACUGCGUCCCGGGCUUUAAAUAAUAUCCUGUUUCGAAUAUUAACGGUGUAAUUCGCAUACAGUAAAUUAUUAAAACACUUUUCAGUUGCAAAUGUACUCCCAGAUAUCCUUUUAUUUACCUAAAACUUACACAUAGCGUAACUAUUUAAAGCCCGGGACGCAGUGUUACCAUGCGAAAACACCACAGGUGGAUGGACAGAAAGGAAAAAAACAGAGUAUAGUUGUUCCUAUUAUUCUUGAAUACCCAUUCAUAAUUAGUGAUAAAUGGAAUUUCUAUUCUUACAUAAUGGACAUGCUAAGUGACAUCCGAAUGUGUACUAUUUUUAUUACUGAAAUAUGAACAAAUACUAAAAUGUAAAAAGUAAAUUUUAAUAUUACUACAGAAACAAUAUUUAGUGCUUCUGUUAGAUAAGAUACAGCAAUGUUUUCUUAAACUAAUAUGUAACUAAAUAUGCUAUCUAAGCUGUUAGAACUUCUUUAGCUUCAUUUUGCAUCACUCAAAAUUAUACACAACCUCUAUACUGUAAUAACUUAAAUUCUUGCUUAAAUAGCUUCAAUUGAUCAUUACCAAAUGUAAAAUCUAAAAAAAAAAAAAAAAAAUUCUUAGGAAAGGAUACAAAACUGAUGAAGUGAAUACGUACGUAUAUGGGAUUCCUUACAUGUGCAACGUACUUUGCCAGAAAUUUUUAAAAUCUUAUAAUUUGCUGUGUACACAACUAGGUAAUUCAAAGAUGGCAGGGGUCCACGAGUAGCAGAAGAAAAGAAAGAAGAGGCAUGGAACUUCCUUUCCAAUUUGCGAUUAAGUUAUUUAGGGAAACCAAGCAUGCGAUAUCAUUUAAUACAGUAUUUUAGAAAAAUUAAAUGUAAAAUAAUUAAAUCAACUUUAUCCAGAAAGGUGGCAAUUAAAAGAAGUUUCCUUAAUAUAAAUACUAGCAUCAGUGCCCCUGAAGCAUUUGAGAACUAUUGGGAGUUACAUGAAUGUUCGAGUAAAAUACUAACAUAUGACCAUAAAUUUUACGAACACAAAACAUUAACUAAGUACAGUUUUACAUUUCCAGAUCUUUAUUAAGGGAGAAAUACUUCAUUUGCAAUUAGCUAAAUUUAUCAUGUAGGUAACAACCUGUAAUAGUACACCAGUCCAACCGAAGUAACUAAAAUACUACAGCAUCUUAAAACCAUCACUACAGGAUAUAAAGAAUAACAAUAUUCUAGCACAGGCAAAAUUUAAUAAGAUCCUUCCUGCAUAGUUUUUGUAUUUUAUACCUGUUUAAAAUACAAUUUCUUAAGUGUUCUGUAUUUUCAAGCAAAUACACAAAGAAAACCUACUUAAGAUUGGACUUUUUGUUUACCAAACCUAUCAUAAUUGUACAUACAUGAUAAUAAAUGAAAAAGCUUGAGAUAAAGAAAUAAAGCUUAGAGAAUAAAAAAUUUUAAGGUGGGAUGAAGGAUAAAG